Rhopalosiphum padi (bird cherry-oat aphid) is the source of this 2569-nucleotide messenger RNA. RefSeq lists its product as uncharacterized. The record is from RefSeq and is a predicted model, not a curated record. Bases 344 to 2569 code for a protein of 741 amino acids. The transcript has 3 exons. NCBI's taxonomy places the organism in Eukaryota, Metazoa, Arthropoda, Insecta, Hemiptera, Aphididae.
UUAUAUAAAAAUAAGUCCGGUUUUCCUCCCUGACGCUAUAACUCCAGAACGCACGAACCGAUUUCCACGGUUUUGCAUUCGUUGGAAAGGUCUUGGGCUCCGUGAGGUUUAUAGCAAAGAAAAUUCUGGAAAAUUCAGGAAAAAUUCAACAGAAAAGUGGGGAAAUCGUUUUUCACAUACAGCGCCAUCUAUUAUACAUAGCAUGUACUUCAAACCAAUAGCAACGGUGCGUGAUAAAGUGUGUGACAGAUAUCAUUAUUCUCUGUUCAGUUAAUUUCAUUUAUUGUAAAUUAUAUGGAUCGUGCAUUUGAAGUUAAAUUCAACACUAUGUCCAUAGUCCAAAAUGCCUAGAGAACGACGUGCGAACAUCGGCCGCCGCACAAGACAUGCAAGCCAGCAACAAGUCUAUUCAAGGAACUUAAGAGAAGAAAGACAAAAUAUAAUAAGAGAAAAUGACCGAUUGAGACAUCGCGUGAGCACACGAAGAUCAUUGGCAUCAUACAAUCGCUUGGCAUUCCAAUAUGAUCCCACUGCGAACUACAGUGAUGAUGAAAAUUUGGAUAUUGGACGAAUGACGACUAUAUGCCGAUAUUGCAAUGCGGUAAAGUUCAAAAGAGAAACGGUUGGAUUGUGCUGCGCAAGUGGAAAAGUCAAACUGGAUCCAUUACUUACACCACCACAGCCACUGAAAACAUUGUUUGAUGGAAGUGAUCCCGAUUCCAGCCAUUUUCUUCAACACAUCCUUGAAUACAAUAACUGCUUUCGCAUGACUUCCUUUGGAGCUAAUAUCAUUCGAGAAGGCGGCUUCAUGCCGACUUGCAAGAUACAAGGUCAAAUAUAUCAUUUGCAUGGUUCAAUGGUGCCAACACCAGAUGAACCGCAUCAAUUUCUGCAAAUAUAUUUCAUUUCGUCGAUGGUGGAUCAGCUGAACGUGCGGUGCAAUAUACAGGGAGCACAACAGUUAAAGAGACGAAUUAUUGAACAGUUGCAAGCAUUUUUUCACGCUAAUAAUGCUGUGGUUAAUAUGUUCAAAACAGCAUUGGAACGAAUGCCAUCGGAUACGCACAAAUUUGUCAUAAGAGCGGAUUGUACUCCGACAGGUGAACAUGUGCGAAGAUUCAAUGCACCCACCGUUAAUGAUGUUGCUGCAAUUAUUGUUGGCGAUCCAACUAAAUCACGAGACAUUGUCGUUCAGCGAAGAAGCAAUAUCAUGCAUCGUGUAAACGAGACACAUCGUUUGUACGAUGCGUUACAAUAUCCAAUCAUUUAUUGGCAAGGGCAAGACGGAUACGACAUCACGUUGAAGAUGGUCGAUCCAAUUACAGGAGUAUCAACGAAUAAUAAAAAUCUAAGCGCAAUGAAUUACUAUGCGUAUCGUAUGAUGAUUCGUACACAUGAGGAGAAUGUCAUUCUGAAGUGCGGUCGGCUAUUCCAGCAAUUCGCUGUUGACAUGUAUGUCAAAGUCGAGACCGAACGUUUAGCGUUCAUCAGAUUCAAUCAGCCAAAGCUACGAUCUGAGGACUAUAUACACUUGCGUGAUGCUAUUCAUUCAGAUGGUGAUGUUCAGAAUAUUGGACGACUGACGAUUCUCCCAUCAACUUAUAUCGGAAGCCCACGCCACAUGCACGAAUACGCUCAAGACGCUAUGACGUACGUGCGAAAUUAUGGAACUCCGGAUUUAUUUAUUACGGUCACAUGCAAUCCGAAGUGGACGGAAAUUGAACGCGAGUUGGAACCGGGUCAAAAACCGCAAGAUCGCCAUGACAUAAUCGCCAGAGUAUUUCAGCAAAAACUCAAGGUUAUGAUGGAUGUGCUUACUAAAUAUCGAGUUUUUGGUGACACACGUUGUUAUAUGUACUCGGUGGAAUGGCAGAAGCGUGGACUACCGCAUGCUCAUAUCCUAAUUUGGUUGCUGAACAAAUUACAUUCAAAUGAAGUGGAUGACAUCAUAUCAGCUGAAAUUCCUGAUCCAGUCACUGAUCCCCGUCUACACGACAUUGUGACGACACAGAUGGUGCAUGGACCGUGCGGUGCAUUAAAUCCAUUAUCGCCUUGCAUGGCUGAUGGAAAGUGCACAAAACGAUAUCCGCGACCGUUAGUUGCUGAAACAGUCACAGGGAACGAUGGAUAUCCAGUUUAUCGUCGGCGUUCAAAAGAAGAUAACGGUCGAACUAUUAAAGUUAAAGUUCAAAAUCAAGAGAUUGAGAUCGGAAAUGAAUUCAUUGUACCAUAUUGCCCGCUGCUAUCACGAAUUUUCGAAACACAUGCAAACGUUGAGAGUUGUCAUUCGGCCAAAUCAAUCAAAUAUUUGUGCAAGUACGUCACAAAAGGCAGCGACAUGGCUGUGUUUGGUAUUGCGUCGGAAAAUGUGAAUGACGAAAUCAGCAACUUCCAAAUGGGCAGAUACGUCAGUACUAAUGAAGCACUGUGGCGAUUAUUGUCAUUUCAAAUUCAUGAAAGAUAUCCCACAGUUGUACAUUUAGCAGUGCAUUUGGAAAAUGCCAAAGAGUUUACUUCACUGAGGCUAAUGCGGCACAACGAGCUGAGAGACCACCAUCGACAACAUUGA